This is a messenger RNA of Didymodactylos carnosus, 660 nucleotides long. NCBI's taxonomy places the organism in Eukaryota, Metazoa, Rotifera, Eurotatoria, Philodinida, Philodinidae. The record is from the annotation of a GenBank genome assembly.
AUGAGGGUAACAACGUCUACUCGUUCAUCAAAAUUAAACUCAUCGAAUAGUAAAACUAGAACAUCAGCAUCCACACCAACAGCAGCCACCGUGGUUACAAAUGGACUAAUUAAUCCACAAGCAAGUGGUAUUUCACCAACAACGAAUAAUAAUUCACUUCGUCUGUUGGAUGGUACAUCAAAUGAUACAGCAAUUUAUUCAACGAGUAGUAAUUCUUCGACAAAUCAACAACCAUCAGCUGCUGCAUUGUUACAACAGUAUUUACAACCUACAAAUGCACUACAAAAUAUUCUUAUACAACAAAUAUUAGCCAGUCCUGAACAGCAACGUUUAUUAGUUGAAAAAAUAAAUCAACAAUUAAAUGAACAAAUUCAACUUAACUUGUUACAACAGCAACAGUCAUCUCAAACAGCUCAACCGAGUAAUGAUUUAAUUAAACACAUUCAACAACAGUUACAACAAUUAGCUGUUCAACAACAACAGCAACAACAACAAUUAUUAUUACAACAAGUUCAGCAAUCAUCGUCAAAUAAUAAACAGCAACAAAUACCUAGUCUAUUUUCAAAUUUAUCACAACAAUCAUCUACAACUACAGGAACGACGAAUGUACAUCCAACAAUAGCACAAUUCCUACAACAAAACAAUGGUAAGCGUAGAUGA